AUGGAAACGCGCACAAGAGGGCGGAGACGAGACAAUCCUGUUCCUGAGAUUGCGGGAUCCCCUCAACAGCAGAUGAGCCCGCGGACUACGCGACGAACUACUGCCACUGCCAAGGACACCAUUACAUUCGUAGGGUAUUAUGGCUCUCUUUCUAAAGACCCUAUUCCUCGCCGCGGCGCCCAACAACGAAAUGAUGCAGCUAGUAUUGCUAGCUUGAGUUCGAGGCGCAAGACGCGUAGCGAGAUUGCCGAGGAUGAGGACGAAGAACUUGAAAGCUCCCAGCCUCAACCAGGGGGCGACUCGUUGCAGGAAGAUUCUCUGAGCCCAGAUGAUGUGGAAAAACAUCAAAUCAUGGCAUCUCUCUUGUCAGAUUUCACAAGAGCUACAGAGGAGCUUCAACGUCGUCUGGUCAACGGUGACUACCAGAACAAAGUGUUUGCUGCAGUUCUUAAGUCGAAGCGCAGCACAUUUCAUUCUAUCCUGGAAAAUUACCUCAAAUCCAAAGAAUUCUUUUCAUUUAUCGAUCUUUCUUGGGUGGAAAGGCUUAGCAACCGUACAGAUGGCGACGCCAGAAUUCUCAAUGCGUCCUCAUGCGCCAACAUCGUCACCGCCCUCGACGGUAUUCAGCACAUUAAGGAUAACACCGUCGAAGACAUUCUUCCUGUUCUGAAAGGCCUCGACUCUGCUUUUAUGCAUCUUUUCACCUCCGAGGAUAGCACUGAAGAUCACUGGAAGCUAGCAUUGGACCUCCGUACAUGCUAUUUCAUUGAGGCGUUGGCAGCCCAAGGGGCACAAUCUGAUUUGGAGCAGACAGUUGUGUCUGUGUUUUGCAAAGACACAGACAGCAAAAAUUAUGCCCAUAUCCUUACCCACGGACCGUUCAAAAGUUUAACAAGAAAUCAUGAGACGGAAACUAGCGAUGACGAGGAUGAACUGAUAUCAAAGCGAGCAAGUGAGCUAUACACAAUCGCCUUCCAGAAUAAGAAAGAUCAUGGUCUGGGACAGUUGCGCGAAUCGUGGCCGCUGGAUCGAACACUGAAAGAGCUGUCACAAUGCCUUGUUCAAUGGUAUGUCAACUCGAAGGACGCCGAAAGAGGUCAAAGAGCAGGGCUCAACGAGCAAACCGAACCGGGAAGAGAAUCAUGGCACGAUGCUGAGGAGACUAUUCCCGACUCUGUUACAGAAUCGCAGCCAAUUAUGCGCCCUACAGGAGAAGAACCAAAGGGGGCUUCUUUGUUCCAGGGAGCAAAGUCUCUCAGAGAUCUCCAACCCGGACCAAAUCGCAACCAGGUAGCCCCUCCUUCCAACCAACAGCAUCACAACAAGACAUCAUCCCCUAUACCAUCCGACUAUCCGGAAGAUGAGACGAGAGACCUUCUACGCAGCGACGUGAUCCGGGACCCAGCUCGCGCUCAAAAACGAAAGCGCAACAACAAUGAUGAUGAAGCUGAUGACGACUACGACGACGACGACGACGACGACUUUGAAGACGACACACGUGAAGUUCCUCCAUCCCGAGUCUCGCAGAUCAAAGCCCAAGCCGCCGUGCAAGCAGCCAAACGCCAGCGUCUUCCCACCAACCCGCCUUCACGAUCCAUGCCUCCACCCCCUCGGCCAACCUCAUCGCAGCCACCCUCCACAGCCGAACCAGACUUCGAGAUCAUCAAGAAACUCAAGAGCGAAGCCAUUGCCCGCGCCCGCGCCCGUGCCCUGGACUCAUCGCAGCACCUGUCGUCCUCGGCCCAUCCACCAUCAUCAGCCAUCACCACACACGCCAUCGCGACACCCGCCAAACAGCGCUACGUAUGGAGCAACAGAGAUUGCAACGUGCUCCUCAGGCUCAUCAAGGAGAGGCACGCCGCGUGGGCCGCCAUCGAACGAGAGCACAGUAGUGAAUUCGAGCACCCCCGUAAUCAGCAGGCGUACCGGGACAAGGCGCGCAACAUGAAGGUAGACUUGUUGAUCAUGGACGCCGUCCUGCCGACUGGCUUUGAUCUAGUCACGCUCGGCAAGAAGGAGAUAGCGAGGUUAUUGAGUCUAGGCAAGAAUCCAUAUAGAAGGGAGCACGAGCAGGAAAACGGAAUGGCCCUCAACACUGAUAUUUAA
Molecule: messenger RNA, 2106 nt
Organism: Metarhizium brunneum ARSEF 3297
Lineage: Eukaryota; Fungi; Ascomycota; Sordariomycetes; Hypocreales; Clavicipitaceae
Source: RefSeq, a predicted model, not a curated record